This is a messenger RNA of Astyanax mexicanus (Mexican tetra), 2209 nucleotides long. RefSeq names its product spindle and kinetochore associated complex subunit 3 (gene ska3). Gene Ontology annotation, biological process: chromosome segregation; mitotic cell cycle. NCBI's taxonomy places the organism in Eukaryota, Metazoa, Chordata, Actinopteri, Characiformes, Acestrorhamphidae. Bases 98 to 1960 code for a protein of 620 amino acids. Gene Ontology annotation, cellular component: spindle microtubule; outer kinetochore. The transcript is spliced from 12 exons. The record is from RefSeq and is a predicted model, not a curated record.
AAAGCUGAUUGGCUUUAACUUUGUAAAUCGACACUUCCGCCAAACCACGGAAGCGGCAGAUUUGAAAAGUGUCCCGUAAACUCAGAGCGGCGGAAAUAUGGCUGCAAUGGACAUAUCAAUACGAUUCUUCACAAAACUGCGAAGUCUGGCCGUGCGCUUAGAGACAGAGAGAGCGAACCUGGAGCACACGGCCAGCCAGAAACUGGACGAGGAGGACGAAGGGACGGAGAGUGGGGCAGUCCAGGCACUACAUGAACUACAUUCUGAGGUUAAAGGGUUUAAGAAACUGGUUCAAGGACAGGUGGCAUCUCAAGAUGAUGGGUGUGGUGAGCUGAGGAGCUUUAUAAAAUCAUGCAUGGUGUUAAAACAGCGAACCACAGAAGACAUAGAAAGAAUCAAGAAUCAUUAUGAAAAGUAUGGGUACAAACCUCGAAAGAACUUCCAGAAAAAAUCAGAGGUAAAUGGCCAUUGCGAGACACAGGCUGGGCCCAUCUUAGAGAAUCAACCAGAGAGAGAGCCGGCUGACGAAGAGUCAGGAGAUGCUGGGGAAGAUGUACAAGUUCAAGAAUUAGCCCAGGGUCCUGAAACACCUGAUAAGAUGCUCCCUCCAGCUGUUGACCAAAUGCGCACUCCGCAGCUCGCAGAUUUUGGCCUGUCUGCACUUCACUUGCAGAUGGUGCUUGGCAAUGCAGAACAGUCUCGGGAAGUGUCUCAUCUUCCAGCUGUGGCUCUCACACCACCACCACCACCGUUAGUGAUGACCAUAGAACCAUCCCAGCCAAAGACACCCAGGUGUUCUCUCAUUAUGGAUGAGGAUGCUCCCACCCCUCGAUUAGAAGACUUUGGAAUUACAGAGCACACAAUGUGUUUAAAUAAUGAUUUCACCAUGGACCUGUUCCGCAAGAAACCACCAAAAGGAAGGCAGACUUACAGAACAACUGAAGAGACUGACCAUCGACCACCUCAAAGUCUUCCUACUCCGCCGUCUUGUUUCCCUCAUGAGAAGAUUUCUAAUGAGAGCAUGGAAUCCCCAGAACUGCCUGUAUUUUGUACUCUGGACCUUAAGAUGAAUAAACAGUCUCUUCCAUCAUCUGCUGUACCUGACAGUCCUCAGUCCCCAAAGUACACCAGUAAUUCUGCGUGUACACCGCCUCUCCCUGCGUUUGAGACGCCUUACAUCAGCAAGCUCAUCAGUGCAAAAAAGGACACCAGACAGAAUGAGCAGGAUGGACUCGGAGGAUCAGUGAAUAGCAUGCCCAACCCUUUGGAAUGCCCAGCUGUCAGAGUGUCAUCGUCAGACAUGCCACAGAUGCCAGUCAGUUUUUGUCCGAAAGAGGAGACCACUCCCGAAAUGCCAAAACUACAGUCUUUAUUCGGCCGCUCUUUACCUUGUAUGGGGGGAAAUAACCGGGCAGGCAUAACUGAGCCACCACCCCUUGUGCUACAUGCCAAUGAUGACCACACUGAGGAUUGGUGUCUGGCCACCCCACGUGUUCGGAUGAAUUUCCAAGAAGAGCCACGCACACCAGAGAUGCCUGAUAUGAGUUCCAUCACACAGGAUAUCCUUAAACUUGUUUCUCAGGCUAAUAGCAAGCAACACUCUACUGCAUCGGUACAACAGAGCUCAAAAGCUAAUUCGCAGACUUCAGCACCUGGGAAAGAGAACAGAGCCCGGUGUCUUGAUCAUGUGACUGAGAGAGAGUUUAAUGGACUUACCUCUUACAUGAAACAAAUCCCCCUGACCAGUCUGAACCAGGCAAUCAAUAAAAUGAACCAAGUCAUUAAGGAGCGACAUGGAGAUGGUGACCCCAACUCUGAAGCAUUUCAGAUGGAAGAUUUGAGGAAGAUAUUGGAGGUAGGACCCCAGUCUCCGAUGUAUAUCUUGGCUCUGGUUGAGCUGAAAAGGUUGGAGAGUGUGCAGGGGAGACCUGCAACGUUCAAGAUCAUCACAAAAACAUGAGAACUGGACUUUUGUUAACUGUGCUUCAUUAUGUUGUCUAUUUUCUGUGUUUAAUUGUAAUAUUCAAUCUGAUGGCAUGCUAUUUUAUGUUUGUUGCUUCUAAAACAUUAAGAUAGCAAGUACAACUCAACCCCCUGACUCGAUUUUCUGUUUAUUCUUUAUUUUGAUUUGUUGGAAAAUUGCACUCCUUUGCUUUGAAAAAUAAAACAUGCACAUCAUUUUAUAUAUACUUAAAGUGCUUAGAAGGUA